This is a messenger RNA of Lepisosteus oculatus (spotted gar), 1958 nucleotides long. Its product is annotated as putative defense protein 3. NCBI's taxonomy places the organism in Eukaryota, Metazoa, Chordata, Actinopteri, Semionotiformes, Lepisosteidae. Gene Ontology annotation, cellular component: membrane. The record is from RefSeq and is a predicted model, not a curated record.
GUACUAUAUUCCGGCCACCUGUUGGGCGAUGUGUAAACCGGGACAACAGUCCAGGAGGGAUCAUGUUGCUUUGAUAAAGAGCUGGAUGCCCUCGCAAGUUCAAGGUAUUUCAGAAGUGAGCUACAGUAGAAGAUGGAGCUUGUUACCAAAACCUCGCCCUGCUUUCUGAUGCUGUACUGGGUCACUCCAGCGCUCUCCUAUCCGACCGGAGCCCCUGUGAACGCUUGUGUUUCGAUGACACCAAACCACAACACGAGCGCUUCAGACACGGAUUCUCCCUAUACCGUUAAUAUCACUGAGGCUGCCUACAAACAUGGACAAAUGAUAAAAGUGAAAAUUAUGUCAUCGGAACCAUACAGGGGAAUUUUUUUGCAAGCGAGGCAUUACAAUUCUUCCACCAUCGCUGGGAGCUGGAAAGACUUACCUGCAAAUAUCCAAACGAUAAAUUGUGGAUCUGGAACCAGUAAUGCAGUGACGCAUACCUCCAGAACUGAAAAACCUCUUGGAUUAGUUUAUACCUGGAUAGCUCCGUCCUCUAAUGGUCCUGAAAAAAUUGUAUUCCAGGCUACCGUUGUGAAGAACAAGACAAUAUUCUGGACAAACAUCAGAUCUUCGGAGCUGCAGUUAGACACCAGUGGAGCAGCCUCAGGCCUGAAAAUGAGUGUCUCAACUCUAAUGUUGCUGUUGGUGCUGGUUGUCAUCAACUCUGUUUGAGUCCACUUUGCUGUUCUUUGAUAUUCGGAAUAAUGUUUUGAAAGACCCUUGUCUGUAAACUCCCUGCUCAGUGCUGGGGAAUUACUGUACCCUGAAUAUACAAAUCAUUUUACACAUUUAAUUUCAUAUUUUAAAGAUUGUGUAGUUUUGAUACAUUUAAUUACUCUAGUCUAAACUAUAACUUGAUACUGUGAGUUCUUAUUAAGUAGUACUGUAUAUGAGUAACUUUGACUUUAUUUGCCUGUGAAUGUCUCUGUGAAAUAGACUCUUUCAUGCUGUGCUUCCCUAAGAACAAGUGUUUUGGCAGUCAUAUGGUAAUGUGCAAUAACUUGUAUUUAUCAGCUUCUUUUACCAAUAAACACCAUUGAUGCUUGCCAUUCACAAAACACAAUUUUUUUAAAAAAUGAAAACAUUUUAAGUACUUGUUUAGCAGCCUUUAGGUUAAUUUGUCAAAUGACUCUAUUAAGUCACAGAAUUUUGUAGAAUACAUUUGAUUUAUUUCAAUUCACACAAGUGUUUCAUCACAGCUAGCUGGGUGUCUGGAGAAAAAAAAUGAAUGAAUGUGAUUAGAUGUGUUUAAUAUAUUCCACUGUUCUGUGUUAUUGUAUUCAUUUUCUUCCACCCACUGCAUGUAACACAUUUUAACUGGUUAUGUUACAAUACUUCAGGUAUCACUGUGUGUAUUCUCUUUUUAUUUUACACACCAAGGUAAUUUUUUUCUUGCCUGUUUUUUUUGUUUUGAGUUGCAAAUUAAGUACUUCUUCACACAUAAUAGCACAAACUGGGAGAAAGGGACAGUUUAAUUAAUUUACAUGUGCACAGUUUGUCAACAGUUUAAGAAGACUGGAAAAUAGCUUACUUUACUGUAUGUGCAUAUAAAGAGCUGAUUUCUGUGAAAAAUACUUCUUUUUGAAUAAUAUUCAUACACAGUUAAGAAAGCAUAUUUGUGUUACAGAAUUUGUGAUGAGUUCCCAUUGAAUCUUUCUUUGUUAUUGUCUUCGUGGGCAAACUCAGAUUUUAUCCCUACAUUCUUGUAGUACAUGUCCAUACAGACACACAUAGACAUGCCUUAAGAUUUAGAAGAAGCCAUUUGGUUGAUAUAAAGUAAUUUACAAUAUACGGUACUAAUAAAAAGUUUGAGUACACCUACUUGAAACCAGGUUUUUCAUGAUUAUCUGUGCUUUAAACUGAAUAAACAUGUCUGUAAACACUUAAUUUUUAAUUAUAUUAUAUGUGUACUUAUA